ACUGCUUGGAGCUCUGCUGCACAGUCUGGACACUUGCUGUACAGCUGCAUCACGCAGUCUGCUGCUGCAGCUGCUGAUGCGAACUCUGCAGCCUCUGCUGCACGCUCUGCUGCAGCAUCCUGCAGAGACUGUCAUGCCUUCCAUCGUUUACAGAGAUUUCCACAUUGACGUAAGAAGCUUACAGUUUUGGGAUGAGGCAUAUCAAGAGCCUGCCAUCCUCAUGGAGCAUAUCAAACAGAUUCCCGGGCUGACAUGUUUCCUGCCUAUCAUGGAGACGCUGCGCACGACAGCCAAGAGCAGAGAGCUGGUGUCAGCGCUGCAGCUGUCCAGUGAUUGGUUGCGAGCUGACUACGAGAACGCUGACCAGACUGCUGCUGUCAGCCUGCGUCAUGACAGUCAUGUGGAUGCUUACAACGUGCUGUUGCGCCACGUCCAAAAGCUCACAGCCGAUGUUCUGCCGCAUGUGAGUCGUGAUGACCCACUCUCAGACGCCCUGCAAUCUGCCUUGUCGCUGCCUGAAUACGACCCCUUCCUUCUUAAAUAUAACAGUCGAGGUAGCGAACAACCGACUCCAAAUGUUGCGAAUGGUGACAACAUUCACAAUGGCAGCUCCAUUCAUGAGCCAUGGUUAGGAGAGGUGCACGCGAGUAGCCCGGUGUGCAGUGGCCUAUAUUUAUGGUAUGUUCGUAAAUAUACCAUAAAUAUAAUUUACCAUGGUAAAUUAUAUCAUAAUAACCAUUGCUGUUACUUGCCCAGAUGGUUAGGAGAGGUGCGCGCGAGUAGCCCGGUGUGCAGUGGCCUAUAUUUAUGGUAUAUUCGUAAAUAUACCAUAAAUAUAAUUUACCAUGGUAAAUUAUAUCAUAAUAACCAUUGCUGUUACUUGCCCAGAUGGUUAGGAGAGGUGCGCGCGAGUAGNUGUUGUGUUUAA
Messenger RNA from Hyalella azteca, 928 nucleotides. RefSeq lists its product as uncharacterized. The record is from RefSeq and is a predicted model, not a curated record. Lineage: Eukaryota; Metazoa; Arthropoda; Malacostraca; Amphipoda; Hyalellidae.